AGAAAACAGCGCUUUGUCGUAUAAAUACUGUGUAACCCUGGUCCUUCUCUUGAAAAGCAGGAAGACUAGCAUUCUUUUAGACAUUUUUCCCCUUCUGAAUAAGAGCUGGUGAUAACAAUGAACUUCCAGGUGCUUCUGCUGGUCUGUGCUGUGGUGAUUGCCACUAACAUCCACUGUCAAGCACAACCUCAACUUGGAGAUUCAAAUAAGUCUCCAGUGGUCAAAGGUCACAUCAUAUCCGUACAACAGGGCAAGAAAUGCAACUGCAUUGGUAGAAGAAAUGCACUGGAGCAGAACUACUGUCCUUGUGAGCAGCAACGUCAAUAUAAACUCCUCAGUAAAGAGCAGACAUUUGCUUGCCUAAAGAAGGGGAUUUCAACAUUUAAAAAAUGCCAACAGUUUACUGGAGGAAAUAAGAAGAAAAAAGUCAUCAGUACGCCAUUUUAACUCACAGUCACUAUAGUCCACCUCCAGAAUUUUAAACAUACUUAUCACACCAUAUAUUAAAUAUUGUAUACUGAA
Messenger RNA from Puntigrus tetrazona (Sumatra barb), 522 nucleotides. RefSeq lists its product as uncharacterized. Lineage: Eukaryota; Metazoa; Chordata; Actinopteri; Cypriniformes; Cyprinidae. The record is from RefSeq and is a predicted model, not a curated record. The transcript is spliced from 4 exons. The coding region runs from base 118 to 447 and encodes 109 amino acids.